AUGUACGCAUCUCGGACAGUCUGUUCAAGAUGCUCAUCUCAAUGGCGAUCGACCCCAGUUUCAGCUUCAGCCUCGACUAAGCGGCUUGGGGCUGCAGCCUCUUAUUCCACCGCAGCUGAGACCAGGUCGCCAGCAUCCUCAAGGCCAACCAACACAAGAAGGGAUUCACAAUCGCGACAUCCGGGUCAAAGAAAAGGAUAUAAUGCCUUCAAAGAAAACAGGCAAUCCGAUGAGGACCCAGCAUUGGCCCUCUUCAAAGAGGUUGUGAGCCCCAGGGAGGUUAUAACUCCCAAAGACACAACUUAUGUCACUACGUCUCCGCCUAUUCGGAGUGAGCUUGAAAUCACCACAUUACUUAACGCCUUGAUAUCACCAAAGGUGUCCAUGGAAAAAAUGUACAAGAUUUUUCAGGACGAGAUCUGGCCAAGCAUCAUAGCACUUGGAGGCCACAUCCCCAAACCAAUUUACACGGCCACGCUUCAACUGCUCGCCAAACAACGCGACUACAUGAUUGAGAGAGGUGAUUACAACAACAGUCUGGACAUAGCGCAGAAGUACAGAGACCUCGGAGUUUACGACCUGAGCAUCAGGAACGACCUCAUCCUGAGCUUGUGCUGUAGGGUAUUGCAGGUAAAGAACAGCUCAAAGGACCGUUCAGAAUUGAGAGCGAGGAUCCUCAAUUUGUGGAAACAUGUUUCUCAACUCAAGCGGCCUAGCGAGGCCCGCCAGACGCUACGCUUUGCGCUGCCUUCUGCGACAGAAGUCCUGAAGGAUAUCUCUCAGUACAUCAAGAGUGAUGGAUCCAUGUCUCGGGGAGAACAAGCAACUCGUGCGUUAGCCUCUAUAUUUCUCCAAUUCUCACCUCCACAAGCACGAGAAAUCAUGCCCGCGCUCUUGGCCAGUAUGGCUAUCGCAUCCGAUACAAGAUACGGAGGUCUUUCAUACAAGGCAAUGCUGUCGCCUUUGUUCUUCCUUAUCAAGCCUGUGCUAUCAAAGUACACUAUGACGCGAGCUGAUGUCGAGGCUGCAUUCUCCAAGCCUUCUUCUGUCCCUCCUGCAAGGCUCGCAGAACUUGAAGAAUAUGUUUCAAAACAGUGGCCGAUGGCAGUCGAAAUGAUCAACAAUACCAAAAAGGAGACUAAACUUCACCACGAUCCUGACGCGCACAGAAGUAUCAUCAACUUCCACAGGCAGCUACGAACGGCUUAUACAAGGCGCGAUCCAGGCGCUAUCGGCUCCAUCUGGCAUUCAGUGACAGCCAAGCUGCAAGACAGUCCGGCCUUCAAAGCCGAACUGGCCGAGGACUCCGACUUUCUCGACUUCUGGGUUUUUGUGUGGUGUGCGAUCCGUCGGCCAAUUCAAACUCAAGAGACGAUCAACCUCAUGAAAUCGCUCAAGCUUGAGCCCACAAUUAGGACGUACACGAGCAUGAUGCACGGAUGGAAGAUGUGCAAGGAUAUCAGCAGGAUUGAAAUGCUGUGGGAUCAACUUGUCAAGUCCGGUACAAAGUUGGACAGCGUCAUCUGGACUGAGCGUGUGUCGGCUCUUAUUGAGCUCGGACAACAUCAAAAGGGCAUCGAGGCACUUUCAGAAAUGCUAGACAAUUGGCGCCAGGCGGUCAAGAAUGGAACUCAGGACCAGGCUGUGGAGCCCAACAUCGAGACUGUCAACGCUGCCUUCAAGGGCUUGCUACAUGCAAAUCCCAAGGCGGCGCAUGAGCUGCUAGGCUGGGCUGGAAAGCAAGGUAUUGAGCCCAAUACCCGUACAUACAACAUCCUCAUUCGUGAGACCAUCCGUUUGGGUCACCACGACGAGAUCAGCCAGCUUCUGCGUUCCAUGCAGACACAUGGUGUUGAGCCUGAUUCCGCCACAUUCACCAUUCUCCUUGAAACUGUCAUUGGUAGCAUGCGCGAUGCCAGUGCCGAGGAGCAGGUCUCUGCCAUGAAGUCUGUCUUUAGCGAAAUCGAGCAAGCCGGCCUCAAACCCAAUCUCGAGACGUACGGCAAGGUGCUUUACACCCUGGACGGUCUCCCCAACUGCUCUGACGAUGUCAUUGCCGCACUGCAGCAGCACAUGCGCGGAAAUGGUUUCGGUUCCCGUCUCACUCCGCACAUGAUCACCAUCCUAGUCGAGCGUGCCCUUCGUCAUAACCCUCCGGAUGUGAACAAGAUUCGCUCUCUGCUCAAGGAGAACAACCUCACUACAAUCUCCAGCGGCGACCAAACACUCUGGGAGCGCGUUACGGCUGCUUAUGCCAUCAGCGGCUGUGUCAAAGAAGCCAUGGCUAUCUUUGACGACCUCGCUGACUCUGGUCGCCCCGUCACGUCGCUGGCGUCUCUCACCGACCUGGUCCAGGCGCUCCUCCAGCAUGGAGACAAGGAGACUGCUCAGAGGGUUGUGGAUAUCGUAGUCGAGCACCAGCUCAACAACAAACAAGCCGACAAGGAUGCGAACCAAAGGUACUGGAAGCACCACUUUUGGUACAUGGCUCAACACAAUGGUUUGGUGGAUGGUGCCAAGCUGAGGCAGUAUUCUCGUAGGUAA
Molecule: messenger RNA, 2544 nt
Organism: Fusarium poae
Lineage: Eukaryota; Fungi; Ascomycota; Sordariomycetes; Hypocreales; Nectriaceae
Exons: 1
Coding region: 1-2544 (847 amino acids)
Molecular function (GO): protein binding
Source: RefSeq, a predicted model, not a curated record